UUCUACCCAAACCCCGUCUUAUCAUGAUGUUUCUGCCUUUCAGACCGCGACAGGAAGAUCUCAGCGAAGAACACAUUAGAUGGGCACGGGAUGCGUCUCCACCACUAUUGAUCGUUGGUACUGUAACAAUAUAUAUAUCCCAGUUUCGCGGGUUUUAAUCCGUACCCCUUCCUUUCUUUCCUGCCCUUCAACUGGUGCUGCAGCGCGGUGCCAGUGCACGACACCGAAUACUUGUCGCUGAGCGAUUAUAAUGAGCACUGGUUGCGCUACUGUUUCGGGAGUCACGACUUCUGCCCGGCCCAGAGUCGAAACUGCCCUUCGUCAUCGCAAGCCUGCUGCAGCCGGGCAGUCUUUGGCAAACCCAGCAUUGUAUAUCGCGACGGCUCUGUGGGCGUAUCUGCCUAUGGUGUCAGCAGAGGAAGUCUGCCACACAACUGAUUCCGGUGACAGUGUCUGCAGACAGCAAAUAUCGACAGCUGUCAAGGUGGCUAUUGGUAUUGUCGUCGCUGCCGUAGUUCUUCUCGCUCUAGGCGUAUUCUACUUCAUUCGCCGCUCCCGCAGCAAGAGACAAGAAGAGGAAUCCGCCGGCUUUGACGUCGAAGCCCAGCCAGAUUGAAGGUCCUCGAGCGACUGCGGCGGU
Messenger RNA from Desarmillaria tabescens, 640 nucleotides. RefSeq lists its product as uncharacterized. NCBI's taxonomy places the organism in Eukaryota, Fungi, Basidiomycota, Agaricomycetes, Agaricales, Physalacriaceae. The transcript is spliced from 3 exons. The record is from RefSeq and is a predicted model, not a curated record. Bases 251 to 616 code for a protein of 121 amino acids.